GAUGCGCUCCGGCUCCCCCGCCUGCCUUCCUGCGCGGGGCACACGUGAGUCCGAGGAGCCCCCUCCCCUUCCCCCUCUCCUGCGUGGGCUGGAGGCUCCGUGGGUCGCGGAAGGGCUGCUUCCUCCCCAGAGGGCGCGCUGGGAGAAGACGACGACGACGAGGAGGACGCGGCGGCAGCAGCCAAGCAGAGGCGCCGCUGCAGCUCAAGGUCACUCCGGGCGACCCCGUUUCCCGGCUCCGGGCCCCCGACCCCCUUCUCCUCCCCACCGAGGCCGAGCCAAAGGCGGCCUUGGCGCAAGGCCUAAUGAAGUGUACCAUCACCAUGGUUUCCUUAGAAGAAAACAUAUAAUAGCUUGAAGAAGCAUUUUAAAAAAUUAAUAAUGUAUCCAGUUCCUGGUACCGUGAAUGGAGUAGAAGGAGACAAUGGACACCCUAGGAAGCUUAUCUCUUUCCUUUUUGUUUUUGGCAUUACGUUGUUAUGUGCUGGAUUUCUGCUUUCAAUGUUUGUCUUGCAGACAUGUCCAAGUGGGGGCUUUGGCGACUGUAAAGGAGCCCUUAAAAUCAUCGGGCCCUUACUUGCUGUGGUUGGACUAGUUUGCAUCAUUCUGGCACAGUCAAGAGCCAAAGGCUACCUUCAAGAAGUCCAGCUGCACAAUGACCAGGUCUACGGUUUUGUUUUUUGUCGAGGAAACUGCCAGUUUGCUCAGUUUCUGGUCUUCGGCUUUUUAUUUUUAACUAGUGGGAUGCUUAUUAGUGUCCUUGGCAUAUGGAUCCCUGGAUGCAGCCCAGGAUGGCGUUACCAGCAACAGUUUAACCACAGCAAUACAUCCAGCGUUGAACUUCAAGACUGUGGAUUUCAUUCUGUUCAAACGAUGGGCCCUUUGAUUGUGCUUAUUGGAUUGUGUUUCUUUGUGAUAGCUCACAUUAAAAAGAAACAAAAUGUAAAUCUCGUUCAAGAAUCUUCUGCCCAUGAAGAGGAGCAACUCAACCCUGAUUCAUUUCAUGUUACUGUAGGUGAUACUGUAAUGGUGUUUCCGCCGCCGCCGCCACCUUACUUUGCUGACUAUCCAUUGCAAACAGUAACUCCUAGUUUGGAGACAAAUGAUUUGAUUUUAAGUGAAAAUCCUCCACCGUACAACAGUGCUUGUGGUAACUGAGCACAGACUUGUAAUGUAUGUGACCUGGCUGGUUACAGGGCAAGUAAGCUGUUGUGUGCCAAGUCGGGAAUUGAUUCAUCCUCUGAGACUUUCUGCUCUCUAUCUUUCUUCUGAGUCAUCUCCAUGAUAGAAGGCAAAUGAAGCAGCUGUAAAUAAUGAAUGUGUCUUGUCUUCUCCCUUCAAUACUGAGAUUAUCCAUUGCUGUAUGCUUAUCACAAGCUCUGAGAAAAACCCAGAGCUGGAAUGGAAUGAAAUGGAAAGGAAGGAAGAUUGUUGUGUCAAAUAAGGGAAGGAAAAAACUACAGAAGUUCAGACUGUGAAUAAACUGAGAUGGAAGAGGCUUUGAGACUUCCUUAGCAGCCAGCAAAGAGAGCAACAAGCUCAACCUGUAAGGUAGCAGAGGAUGUUCUAGAAGAGACCCAGCCAAGCCAAGACUUCUUCCACUUGCAAACCAAAGGCAAACUACUCUGGAAAACCUCCGGAGAGGUAUUUGUGAUAGCAAAGACCAGAAAGUCUUAACAGAAAAUCUUUCAGUAGGACCAGAAAACUCAAAGUUGCAGUCUUUAUUCCUGGUAUUCCUUGUAUACAAGUCAAAGGCAAGUUUAGGGGCCAAAAUUAUGGAUUUUGAUAUGACCUGUGAAUGUUGAGGGUCAUUCUAUGCAGAGGAGAAAGCAUCAGUCCUUUGAGGACAAAAUUCAAAGAGCUGCUGUCAUUACCAUGUGCCUAUCCAGGCAUUCAAAUAGGCCAGAAGCAGUGCCAUGGCAGAGAGGAUAAAGGGAGUUGGUACUUCUUUUAGGUAAACAGACUAAGCUCUCACCGUUCACCACUCUACUCAGAGAAGGGGAUGGUUCCUUUUUUUGAUAAAAGUUAAGAUUCAGUAGUUACAUUGAUCCAUGGAUAAAUUCACCCAAGGUUAUUUGACUAAAAUUUCUAGACUUAUACUUGAGUAUAUGCCAGUAGCUGCUAUCUGGACCAAAAGCUAGGGUACACACCAAUCAUAGGGAGAAGACAUUCUUGUAGCUUUGUAUACCUCUUCAUUUCUUUCUCCUGGCUGUUGACAAAUUCAGAAUUAAAGAUAAUAAAGCUUUGAGGUUUAUUUUGUGUUUGGGGAGACCGUAAUGACUCAAAGGUAUGCAUUUAUAAAUGUGAGAUAGAAAAUGAUUAAACAUUGUGCUAGAAGAAAAGCCGUAGCAUAUGUUGUGUCUUUAGUGUUUAAUUAAUGUGGCAUAUAGCAAGUCUUAGCUUGCAGAAAUAAGGGCCAUGCUAUAAGUUACAGAGGGCAUAUACUUGCUACCCACAUAUUCAUAUCUGUACUCAAAUGCACAUGUGCAUCCGUCUCCCUGUUAAAGUUUAGUAAGACAUGUACAAUGUGACAUUACUAUCUUUAGUUUUCUCUUCUUCAGUUUAUUAGCUGGUGCUUGCAGGAAGUCGGAGCCACUGAAUAGAAUGUAACUUUUUUCCAGUUCCUACUUGAGAUAUCCAUCCUGAUGGAGGGUUGGGCAGCAUCCGUGCUUUCCUUGCAAUAUUUAGUCUGUGGCAGUAAUUCUUCCCUGCCAUUGGCAGUAAGAUAAUGUUGCACAUGCUACAGAUUUGUAAAUUAGAAAUUGUAAAGAGAGAGGUGGGGAUUUUUAUGUUAUUUUAUUGCUGUCUAUAACAAAUCCAAUGUUGGAAAACACUGUUUGUCUUCUAAAUGCCUCAGUUCCUUUCCAAAGAAAUCUGGCGCAUUGCUUCCAAAAGCAAGGGAGCAUGCAAGGUUUAUUAUAUAUAAAUUCUUGAAAAUAUUACUUUUUCAGUGAAGCUAUAAGGAAACUCCAAAGGAUGGUACUUUAUUCACACCACUGACCUACCUUUCUGGGUUGCUAUUGAUACACAACCCGCAAUAUAUUUCCUUACUUAUGUGAGGAACCGUAGGUGUUUCCAAAGACUGUUUAACUUAGUCUGGUUGGGUUUGCUCUCUUUUUCCCACCCCCUUCUUGAAUCCCCAGAUAUAAAAAUGAUUAGUUUCCAAAUACCUGUUUUCUGUCUCUAAAAUAUCUACUGUAAUUUUCCAGAAAUGACCUGUGAUAUGAACAUGAAAGUAAAAAAACUUGUGCACUGUUAAAUAUGUCUCAUAUAAUUUACUACAAGGAUUUUUUUUCAAAGGCAACAGCUUAUUUAUUUCACUUGUUCUUCUAACUUGAGCUCUGAAAUAAAGUAUUUUGUUAUCACCAUUA
Messenger RNA from Anolis carolinensis (green anole), 3371 nucleotides. It is a transcript of the gene tmem171, whose product is annotated as transmembrane protein 171. The record is from RefSeq and is a predicted model, not a curated record. The transcript is spliced from 4 exons. Lineage: Eukaryota; Metazoa; Chordata; Lepidosauria; Squamata; Anolidae. Bases 382 to 1158 code for a protein of 258 amino acids.